Messenger RNA from Carassius carassius (crucian carp), 2485 nucleotides. RefSeq names its product cytokine receptor-like factor 1. Lineage: Eukaryota; Metazoa; Chordata; Actinopteri; Cypriniformes; Cyprinidae. Gene Ontology annotation, biological process: cytokine-mediated signaling pathway. Bases 522 to 1772 code for a protein of 416 amino acids. The transcript is spliced from 8 exons. Gene Ontology annotation, molecular function: protein binding; cytokine receptor activity. Gene Ontology annotation, cellular component: external side of plasma membrane. The record is from RefSeq and is a predicted model, not a curated record.
GAUAAGGGGUACAGAAGGUGAGUUAAGUUGUUACUUCUUCCAGUCCGUUGCCAAAGAAUUUAACUGCUCAGCCUUAAAUGACUGUCCAUAAUAAGGCUAAAGGUAAGAUUUCCCAUUAAGAGAUUCUUCUGGCCCACAGGUAGGCCAAAUCUUCGGGAUUCACCAGGAAACAGAUAUUACACUCUUCUAGAUACAAGACCUGCUCGAGACAAGAGGAGGGCACAGACAGAAGGAAGGGAGGAAUAAAACGAAAGAGGCAAAAAUGACUUGGAACUAUGUGAGUAGACAUGGGAGGAGCUUGCAAAGUAUAAACUUGGAUGUUUCCUGGCAGUGGAGAUCCUCAGCACGGUAAACGAUGCCAAAAGUAAAUGAAGAGGACGAAUGCACCCUGACAUCAACUGAACAUUUGACGGAUAUUCUGUAAAGUUCAGUCUUCUGGAACAUCCGCGAGACGCCAGCAGCUCAGGAACUGACGCUGGGAUCAACUCUUCUGGUGCAGUGGAAGCUGGACUCGGUGUGGCAUGCGUGGAUCAAAUAGACUAUUCCUGCAUAGUCCAAAUACACUCUCUUGUACUAAAAGAAAGAAAGCGAACUUAUUUCGUAAGAUGAUCUGGUUACUGUUUUUGCUCCACUGUGCUGCCGGCGUGUUGUCGUCUUCCACCCAGGUGGCUACAAUCUACCCUCAAGAUCCGGCCCUUCCAAUCGGCUCCAGCCUGACAGCCACAUGCUCAGUGAAUCCAGACCAUGGCGUUCACGCAGGCUCACUCUACUGGACACUGAACGGAAAGCGUCUUCCCAGCAGCACCUACAGCAUACUGAGCCCCACCGUGCUCAGUGUCACCCUCCCGCGUCUCUCAGGGUCCCGCCAACACUCCGGAGACAACCUUGUGUGCCAUAACAGUGGGGGUCAUGUGCUUGCUGGCUCCUGCAUCUAUGUUGGUAUGCCUCCUGAGAAACCCAUGGAUCUUACCUGCUGGUCCAGGAACACCAAAGACCUUACCUGUAAAUGGGCCCCUGGGGGCCAGGGAGAAACAUUCAUCAAGACACGAUACACACUCAAAUAUAAGCUCAGAUGGUAUGGACGAGAGAAGGAGUGUGAGGACUACAGCGCUGGAGAGCCGUACACAUGCUACAUCCCCCGCGACCUCGCCCUCUUCACACCCUACGAGAUAUGGGUGGAGGCCUCCAACCAACUAGGAACCGCAACGUCUGAUAUCAUCUACUUGGAUAUCUUAGAUGUGGUGACGACAGACCCACCGACUGAUGUGACUGUGAGCCGAGUGGGCGACCUGGAGGAUCAGCUGACCGUGCGCUGGGGGACACCACCUGCACUAAAAGACUUCCUCUUUCAGGCCAAAUACCAGAUCAGAUACAGACUGGAGGAAAGCAGUGACUGGAAGGUGGUGGAUGAUGUUGGAAACCAAACUUCCUGCAGGCUGGCUGGGUUGCGGCCAGGCACAGUGUAUUUUGUGCAGGUGCGCUGUAAUCCGGUAGGGAUUCUGGGAUCUAGGAAAGCUGGCAUUUGGAGUGACUGGAGUCACCCAACUGCAGCCUCAACACCGCACAGUGAGCGACUGCUGACAGGGUCAUGUGACUCGAAGGUGGGGCAGCAGAACUCCACGUUGCGGCGGGAUUUGAAGCAGUUCUUUGGCUGGGUGCGCAAACACGCCUACGGUUGCAGCGGUAUGAGUAUCAAACUUUAUGAUCAGUGGCGGGUCUGGCUGCAGAAAUCUCACAAAACACGCAACCAGGUAGGUUCUUCAAGGAGAUAAAUCAUAGCACGUCGCUCCUGGCAGGCAGAAACAUUAAACAACAACAGCACACUGUGGAAGAAUUCACAUUUUCCAGACUGCUGCUUGGCUCAGAUCCGAAAAGAUAAAGUACAGCUGGACUCAAAACGGGAUGUUCAAACAACAAAGGGUGUCGGGCAUUCGGUACCUCGGUUGUGCAGUUCUCUAAAAUGCCUUAUUAUACAGGAAAACAAACUGUGUUUGAUAAUAGCCAUGGAGAUCACAUGGACCAUAUCCUCGCAACUCGCUAUCCAUGGAGACAAGUUCUUGAUUGUGUCGGGGAGCAAUUAAUUAAAGGUCAUAAUUUGCACAUUUACUGAUGACUAUGCACAAGCCAUGCUUAGCCGGCGUGACACAUGGUCUAAAUGUGGACCCGUGACCUUGCAAACUUUAGCCGACCUGUAGGUUAAAGAGGUUCCUCAUGGACAAAUGGAAAAUGUCCGAAUGUUUUUUCAGCCAGAGUUUUGUGCAAAUUCAAGACAACUGGAAGAAUAUCAAGACCAUCCAGUUUUACCAAAGGUAACUUUGAUGAAUGUUUGAGUUACAAUGGUGACUACACUUACAGCCGUUUACCUAAAAAUCUGACAGGUAUACCUCACAGAACAUCUUGCCACUUUUAAGUCUCCUAGUUUUUUUUAAAUAACUGGUACAUGCAAUGCAAUGCUGAACAUAUCAAUACAUAGAAAUAAACCUCU